GCAGCGAACCGGAAAAAUGUUUACACACAAAGAAUAUUAUGGUCCAUAUAUUGUAGCUCAAACACACGAAUUCAGUGAAGAUAUAUUAUCUUUGUAAUUUCAACAUUCCCUCCGCAUGUAUCCGAUAACACGUGCUGUUUGUUUCCACAAUAUUGUCCAAACCUCCUUUUUCAAACUUUUGGAAGUAAACAAUCUCAACACCACUGCCGAUAGCACCAGUCAAUGCAUAGAUGACAUCAGUGUGCGGUGAUAUGACAUGUUUUGUGCUGACCGGCAAUGCCUUCGUGAAGUGGUUGAUUAGAAUAGCACUUGUUCGCUGAUAAAGUGCCGGAACAUUUGAAUUGGUGAAACAGUCGCAUCAGAAUCACCAACGUAGCAGGAUCUCACAAAGCGUCAGUUUUCAUCGUUUAUGUUAAAAUAAUGUCCGAUGAGCAGAAGAUACAUUUUCUUAGAAACAAUUUGCCCAAAUUGAUUCUCCAAACAUCACAUUCCAAUGAUGAAUUGCUGUCUGUGGAGUUUACCACUCCGGACCAAUUGGAUGGAUUUAUGUCUACCAUCCACAAAUUGGAUUUACUCGUGAGAAACACAAAAUCAGGGGAAGAGAGGCCGAUAAACCUGAUGGUCAAAGUUAUGAAAGGAGACGACACAUUCCGAACCGAAUGUUUGAGCAAGAUUCAAUUUUCAAAUGAGAUUGUGAUAUACACAAAAGUUCUGCCAUGUUUCCAAAAAUUGCUACAAACCACCAAGUGUUCAGUAACCGGUGAUAACUGGUGCCCGAAAGUACUCUAUGGAACCGCUGGGCACAUUCCAGAGUAUAGUGAUCAAUUCGAAACAAUACUUGUGAUGGAAAAUAUGACUAUCGAUGGAUUCACAUCUGGACCUAGAAACGAUUUAGACGAAGAACACCUGACGCUGAUGGCCAGGAAGAUUGCCCAGUUCCAUGCGUGCAGUUACGCUUUGAAAAUAACGAACGAUAAACAGCUGGCGGAACUUGAGGACGAAUUGGCUCCACUGAAUUUCAUUAAGGGUGAACAAGUUUUCGAAAGCUAUGCCAUCGUGUUCAAACGAGGCUUAGAACGUGUUUUCAAAUACAUCGAUGAGCAUCCCGAGUCAUUAGACAAUGAAAAGUUUAAGAAAGACAUCGCUAACCUGAGGGAUAAAUAUAGUGAUGAACCUAUUCGGUUGAUGCAAAAGUUCCUGAAACGAGACGAGUACUCUAUAAUUUUGCAUGGAGACUACAAUCGCAAUAAUGUUCUUUUUAAGUAUGAAGAUGGGAAACCCGUCGAUAUUCGAAUGUUUGAUUUUCAGGAACAUCGAUACGGAACCCCUGCCAUUGAUUUGUUCUUCUUUAUGUGUAUGAGUAUGCCAACGGGUCUUCGGGAGCGUUUCUGGAGUUCACUGUUGAAAGAAUAUUACGACAGUCUUAUGAGCACUCUGACCGAUAUUUUGAAAUGCAGAGAAUCGGAUAAGAGAUUGAAACCAUUCCAAUACGAUAGAUUCAUGGAACAUUUGAACAGAUUUGCCUUGUAUGGGGGCAUGGUGGCAGCGCAUUUUCUACCAUGGAUGCUGGGCUCGGAAGAAGAAUGCAGGCAGUUAUCGUAUCAUUUUAUGAAAGACGCUUCUUCCGCCGAGAUGAAGCGCCUGACGAUGGUAUGUGGCGGUGAGGUUGUGGACAGAAGAUUGAUAGAAAUGCUGCGACAUCUAAGUCAAAUAGGAUGUUUUUCCAUCGUAGAUGAAGACGAAAAUUGAUUGGACUACUUUUAAUACAAAGUUUAAUACAAAGUUAAUUAGCCGUAUGGAAAAUGAGAAAGUUAAAUAUAUAUAUUUUUAAUGCCCUUCUGUUAUACAAACGGUGUAAACAAUUAUUAAACGAUUAAUAAAAGUAUUACGAUUUCA
This is a messenger RNA of Toxorhynchites rutilus septentrionalis, 1896 nucleotides long. RefSeq lists its product as uncharacterized. Lineage: Eukaryota; Metazoa; Arthropoda; Insecta; Diptera; Culicidae. The record is from RefSeq and is a predicted model, not a curated record. The coding region runs from base 421 to 1749 and encodes 442 amino acids. The transcript is spliced from 2 exons.